AUGAAUUGUAAGAUUAAAAUCGUGCCGCUCACAGAAUCAAUAUUCGAUCUAAAUACUACCACAAACACGGAUCGUUGUGUUUGUAUACAAAAAUCUGCUGUUAGCAAACGACAUAUAUCAACAACGACAAUUGCAAACAGCUCCAACAAUAGAAAAGAUCAAAUUUCAUCCGGUGAAAAUACUGCUAGUAGUAACCUAGCAGCUAAAUAUGCAGAAAUCUUGAAUCUGAAAGAGGGAAUAGCAUUGCCGAGUAUUGAACUCAAAGAUGGAACACGUGUUCAAACGGGCACUGUUGGUUCUAUGCUCAAAAACAUCGCACUGUAUAACGAAGGUCAACGCGGUGAGGUCGAGCAACUAUUAGAACAAUGUGUGCCAACAUUAAUACAAAUCGGUUUUUUCGAUCUAUUUUCACCUGAAGAAUGGAUCAACACAUCCAAUGCCGGUCGACAAUUUGUCGGGAAAAAAGCUCAAGAACUUCUCGCUCGUAAAGACAAAUGA
Messenger RNA from Adineta ricciae, 498 nucleotides. NCBI's taxonomy places the organism in Eukaryota, Metazoa, Rotifera, Eurotatoria, Adinetida, Adinetidae. The record is from the annotation of a GenBank genome assembly.